Molecule: messenger RNA, 552 nt
Organism: Cladophialophora psammophila CBS 110553
Lineage: Eukaryota; Fungi; Ascomycota; Eurotiomycetes; Chaetothyriales; Herpotrichiellaceae
Exons: 1
Coding region: 1-552 (183 amino acids)
Source: RefSeq, a predicted model, not a curated record
AUGGAUCAGAUUAUCCUCACCUCCCGACACGCAGCCGCUGUCAAGACUAAAUUGACGUUGGACCCGAGAUACAAGAACGUGCGCAGAGAAUCUGCCCCAGCUCAACAACUCGGGGGUGCCCAAAACCUCAUGCAUGUUAGUGCUGGAGAACAGGAAAUGAGACGUCCGCACUCUGGACCACCCUCUCUGCAUGCAAUACAAAAUAAGACAGAAUUGUCUGGACUCACGCGUAUUAUCAGUGGGGAUGAGGCCGACGAACCGGAUGAGUGGGAGAAAAUGCGGUACGAAUGGCGGCAGCGGAAAGUUCCCACACUGGACACGAAUAUCAUCGAAGGCGAAGUCCUAGACAAUCAAGUCUCGGGACAAUCGACGCCCACGGAGAAGGAUAAGAAGAACAUUGGAAGACCACCAUCGGAGCUCGACCAACAGGCCGUCAGGAUUCUUUCGGUUGCUGCUGUGAGUGAUGGUGGAUAUCAGCCGCGGCCAGCGAGGGUUCAUAUCCCGAUCGGCGGGCGUUGGAAAAGGGAUGAAAAGGGUGUUUGGAAGAGAUGA